Messenger RNA from Malassezia japonica, 2976 nucleotides. RefSeq names its product importin-alpha export receptor (gene CSE1). Gene Ontology annotation, biological process: protein import into nucleus; protein export from nucleus. Bases 1 to 2976 code for a protein of 991 amino acids. Lineage: Eukaryota; Fungi; Basidiomycota; Malasseziomycetes; Malasseziales; Malasseziaceae. Gene Ontology annotation, cellular component: cytosol; nuclear envelope. Gene Ontology annotation, molecular function: nuclear export signal receptor activity; small GTPase binding. The record is from RefSeq and is a predicted model, not a curated record. The transcript has a single exon.
AUGGACCCCUCGGAUCCGCAGCAGCUUUCGUCGCUGGCGACGCUUUUCCAGCACACGCUGAAUCCUACGCAGCGCAAGGAUGCGGAGGACCAGCUAGUACAGCUGCAGGCGCAGCCGCGCUUCGCCCUCUUGCUUUUGGCGCUCGUGCAGAGCGAGGAGGCGUCGACGGCGAUCCGCCUGGCGGCUGCCAUUCAGUUUAAGAAUACGUGCAAGACGCGCUGGGAGGUGGACAGUGAGAACGAGGACCCGGUGGUAGGGUUUGUGAGCGAUGAGGAGAAGCAGGUGAUCCGCGCGCAGCUCAUUCCUGUCCUCGUCUCGCUCGCCCGUGCACAGACGCCGUCGCAGGCGAUUUUGGCGCAGCUGAACGAGAGUAUUGCGCUCGUGGCGCAGAGUGACUUCCCUGAGCCGUGGAUCGAGCUGAUCGACGAGCUGGUCAAGGAGCUGGGCAGUGACAACUACUAUGUCCUCCUCUCGAUCCUCUCGACGUCCCAUGCCAUCUUCCGGCGGUGGCGCUCGCUCUUCCGCUCGGACGCGCUCUACUCCGAGAUCAAUCUGGUGCUGAGCAAGUUUGCGGUGCCCCUUCUCGAGCUCCUGCAAAAGGUGUAUGCGAUGCUCGUCGACCCCGCGACGCCCGCGGCGAACGUGACGCCGCUUGCCUCGUGUCUCGUGCUGCUCCUGCAGCUCUUUUACGACCUCUCUGCGCAGGACCUGCCGCCGCAGUUUGAGGAUGCGAUCCCUACGCUCUCGCCCAUGUUUACGCACCUGCUCAAGUUUUCGCGCCCCGAGCUGGUGGGCGACGAAGACGACCUUGCGCCGAGUCUCAUGGACAAGAUCCGCAGCAGCGUGUGUGAGAUCUUUGAGCUGUAUGCGAAGCGCUACCUCGAUGUCCUCCCGCAGCUCCCCGAGUACGUCCAGGCGGUGUGGGACAUGCUGGCGACCUACGGCCCCUCGGAGAAGUACGACGUGAUUGUCUCCAAGGCGAUCCUCUUUUUGGCGGCCGUCGUGCGCAUGGGCAACCAGCGCUCGCUCUUUGAGGCUGACGCGACGCUGGAGCAGUUUAUCUCUGCCAUUGUCCUGCCCAACAUCCAGCUGCGCGACGUGGACGAGGAGAUCUUUGAGGACAAUCCGAUGGAGUACAUCCGCCGCGACCUCGAGACGAGCGUCGAGGUAGACACGCGCCGCCGCGCCGCGUCCGAGUUUGUGCGUGCGCUCCUCGAGCAGUUCUCGGAGCAGAUCACGGCGAUCUGCUCGCGCCAUAUCCGCACCUACCUCGACGAGGCACAGGCGAGCGAGAGCAACUGGAAGAAGAAGGACGCUGCGAUCUACCUGCUCACGUCGAUCGCGGCCCAAGGCGCGACCGCGCAGUUUGGUGUCUCGUCGACCAACACCCUGGUGGACGUCGUGCAGUUCUUCUCCGACCACGUACUCCAGGACCUGCAGCCCGACAAUGCCGCGGCGGAGCGCCGCCCGAUCCUGCAGGUGGACGCGAUCAAGUACCUGUACACGUUUAGGAACCAGCUCACGAAGGAGCAGCUCCUCUCGGUGCUGCCCCUGCUCGUGCGUCUCCUGGCCUCGUCCAACUAUGUGACGUGCACCUACGCGGCGAUCUCGAUCGAGCGCAUCCUCUUUAUCAAGAGCGAGGGCCGCUUUGUGUUUGGCGCGACGGACAUUGCGCCGUUUAGCGAGGACAUGCUGCGUGCGCUUUUUGCCGCCAUCACGCGCAACGACACGCCGGAAAAGGUCGCGGAGAACGACCAUCUGAUGAAGUGUGUCAUGCGUGUGAUCCUCACCGCGCGCGACGCAGUCGUGACCUACGCCGACGCGGUGCUGCGCCCGCUGGUCGAGAUUCUGAGCGUCACCGCGCGGAAUCCGAGCAACCCCCGCUUUACGCAGUUCCUCUUUGAGUCCAUUGCGGCACUCGUGCGCUACGCCGGCGGCCGCGACGCGACGACCAGCCGCGCGAUCGAGCAGGAGCUGUUUGCCCCCUUUACGCACAUCCUCCAGGCGGAUGUGGUCGAGUAUAUCCCCUACGUGUUCCAGAUCCUCGCGCAGCUGCUCGAGGUGCACGCGUCGCACGACACGCAGCGUGAGCUGCCGUCGUCGUACGCGACGCUCCUGCCGCCGCUCCUUACGCCUGCGCUGUGGGAGCAAAAGGGCAACGUGCCUGCGCUGGUGCGCCUCCUCUCGGCCUAUCUGCGCCAGGCGCCGAAGCAGAUUGUCGACGGGCAGCACGUCGAGGCAUUCCUCGGCAUUUACCAAAAGCUGAUCUCUUCGCGCCUGAACGACGUGUUUGGCUUUGCGCUGCUCCAGGCGCUGCUGCGCAACCUGCCCGCCGAGGUCAUGGCGGGCUACAUGCAGCCGAUCCUCACGCUGAUGCUCAUGCGCCUGCAGUCGAGCAAGACGGAGAAGUUCUCGCAGCACUUUGUCGUGUUUGUCGGCUUCUUUUGCGGCGUGCAGCAGGCGGCCUACCCCGAGCAGGUCGUGCAGAGCUUCGAGACGGUGCAGGCCGGCCUCUUUGGGCAGAUUAUGCAGAACGUGGUCGUGCCGGACCUGAGCAAGCUGCUUGAGAAGCAGCGCUUCAACGCGGCCGCGGGCCUCAUCCGGCUGCUCACCGAGAGCCCGUCGAUGCUCACCUCGCAGGCCGUCGUCUGGCCCACGACCCUCGCCGGCGUGCUGCACAUGCUCAGCACGACGCAGGAGCCGGACCUCGACGAGGACGAGCAGGUGGCCGAGCUCGACGAGCAGGGCUUCCAGGCCUCCUUCUCGCAGCUCGCCGCCUCCAUGCCGGUGCGCCGCCCGGACGAGAGCGCGGCGACGUGGGCCGGCAACGACCUCGCGGCGUACCUCGCGCGCCAGCUGCAGACCGCCGCGCAGCAGCACCCGGGCGCGCUGCCGCCGCUGGUGCAGCAGCUGCCCGGCCCCGCCAAGGCUACGCUCGACGCGGCGCUGCAAAAGGCGGGCGUCGCGCUGAACUAG